Messenger RNA from Emericellopsis atlantica, 1916 nucleotides. Its product is annotated as cytochrome P450. The record is from RefSeq and is a predicted model, not a curated record. Bases 1 to 1536 code for a protein of 511 amino acids. Lineage: Eukaryota; Fungi; Ascomycota; Sordariomycetes; Hypocreales; Bionectriaceae. Gene Ontology annotation, molecular function: heme binding; oxidoreductase activity, acting on paired donors, with incorporation or reduction of molecular oxygen, reduced flavin or flavoprotein as one donor, and incorporation of one atom of oxygen; iron ion binding. The transcript has 6 exons.
AUGAAGGACUACAUCGAACUGUUGAUCAAGGGCGCGCUGGCGUUCCGUCUGAUCUGGCAUCUGCUGCGACGGUAUCAGACUUCCCAAUUUGAGCGGAAAUUCGCCCUUGAGAACGGCUGCGAGCCACUGCGUCCAUGGAGCGCCAAGUGGCCCAUGGGCCUUGACCUACUUGUAAAGGUAUUCCGAUACGCGCGAGAAGAGCGAGUUCUGCGCUUCUUCGUCGACGUGAUCGGCGACUCUGGCAACACGUUUGAGCAGAGGCUGCUUGGAGUGACCGGCAUCGACACAAUUGACCCGGAAAACAUCGAGACUAUCCUGUCGACCGACUUUGAAAAUUUCACGCUCGGGCUACGUCCUGCGCACUUCAAGCCCCUUUUGGGGUCUGGCAUCUUCACGCAGGACGGGGCUGCCUGGAAGCAUUCCAGGCAGCUGUUGCGCCCACAAUUCGCCUCAAAUCGGCGUCAGAACUUUGAGCAGAUUCAACGCUGCGUGCAGGGCAUCAUCAAUGACAUCCCCGAGAAUGGCGUGGUUGAUCUGCAGCCACUCUGCUUCAAGCUUACUUUCUCCACCACCAUGUUCCUCCUCUUCGGGGACGCUGUCGAGGCAAUGGACUGGGGCAAGGUGGUUGGCCAAGAGUCGAGAUUCUCCGCGGCGUUCAGCCUAGGCCAGGAUUACCUGGCGAGCCGAGGCCGUCUUAAUGGCCUAUACUGGCUCGUGAACGACAAGAAAUUUCGCGAGGCGUGCCGGGUGUGUCAUGAAUUCGUUGAUGGGGCAGUCGCAGACGCGCUCGAGGAUUCCGAUAAGAAGCGAGCCGAGAAAGAGGAGAGUUACGUCUUUAUAAAGGCACUUCUUCAGCAGACGCGAGAUCCCAAGGUCCUGCGUGACCAAUGCCUGAACGUCCUACUGGCUGGGCGAGAUACCACGGGCUGCUGUAUGGCGUGGUCCUUUCGACUACUUGCUAGACACCCUCAUGUUCUGAGCCGGCUUAGAGGAGAGGUUGCAGAGCACGUUGGAACCGGACCCGAAGCGGCGCUUCCCACACGCGAACAACUCAAGAAAAUGACAUAUCUGGGCCUCGUCAUCAAAGAAGUUCUGCGUCUGUACCCCUCCGUGCCCGUCAACUCUCGAUCGGCCAUCAACACAACGACCCUCCCGGUCGGUGGUGGCCCAGAUGGCAGGUCACCUGUCCUUGUACCGGCUGGUACAGCUGUGGGAUACUGUGUCUACGCCAUGCACCGGCGAAAAGAUCUCUACGGCGAGGACGCAGACGAGUUCCGGCCCGAGAGAUGGGAGGGCGAUAAUCUGAAGAACAUUGGAUGGGGGUAUCUACCCUUUAACGGAGGGCCCCGCGUCUGUCUUGGUCAGGAAUUUGCUCUUCUCGAGGUUUCUUAUACUCUCGCGCGGUUUGUACAGCUGUUUCCGAGGAUGGAGGUGUCUGACAUGGAGUCCGAUGUGAGAAUCGGCGAAGAGAAACAAACCUUAACGCUUGUUGUGAGCUGCGCUGAAGGGUGUAAUUUGUCGCUCAGGCGCAAGUAGAAGAUACGUCCGGCGUCGCUGGGAGAUACUAUCCGCUAGCAGGGCUUGAGCGAUAGGGAUCCCUGUGUAUCUAUAUCUGAUGACAUUAUACAUCUUGUACCGAUAAAUUGAGAAGAAUUCCAGUCGUCAAAGGAAAUAUCCGAGGUUGACUACUUAUAAAGGAACGGUGUUGAGCUAUGCCUCCAGUGUAUAGAUGUUUGGGGGUUCUACGACAGUCUUGGCUGGAAUGGCUCUUGGAACAGACAGUAGCAAGAAACACCAUUACUAUGUAUCUCGGGAACUGAUAUAUCUUCCAGGCAUGGAUUUCUUAUAUCAGGAAGCCGCUGCUCUCUUCUUAAAGACACCUAUGACCUCAAUAAUCUUAGCCAGCGUAUCGUCCU